This is a messenger RNA of Linum trigynum, 2485 nucleotides long. Lineage: Eukaryota; Viridiplantae; Streptophyta; Magnoliopsida; Malpighiales; Linaceae. The record is from the annotation of a GenBank genome assembly.
AUACUAUAGGCCGAUUACUUCAUGCUCCCAUAUCUACAAUUUUUUUUGGUGGAAUCCCAUCUCUUCAUUGAUUGAUAAAGGAGGGAGGCAGGGAGCCCAUAUGCUCAAGAAUUUAUGUCAAUCACACACUUCUCUCUUUUUUUUCAAAAGGAAAACAUCUCUUGUCACGUUGGGUGACAAAACACCUAAGACCAGCUCAUUUACGUUAUUUUGUGCUCAUUCGCGUCAUUUUAUGUUCAUUCACGUAAUACUAUGAUGAUUUAUGUAAGAGUGUAAGUUUUUCUGGAAAUUCAGACUUUCCCCCCUUAUAAUUUGUAUUGGCUAUACGUUAUGAAAUUAAAUUUGGAUUAUCAAUUAAACUGUAAAAAUAUGUUGCAUUGAUCAUAAUCUACACAAUGACAUCCAUUUUGAUAUAUUUUAAAGUUUAAAAUUUUAUUUUACACCGGCGUGAAUAAUUAACAAUAUGCGUGAAUGAACAUCAGGUUGCGUGAACUAACAAUAUUGGUUGCGUGAAUAACGCAAAUAUGACCUGAAUGAAACAAAUAUGACGUGAAUACAUCAAAUAUGGUGUGAAUAACCUAAAAUCAGGUGUUUUGUCACCUAACGUGACAAGCAAGGUUGUCAAACUGGUUUGUGCCAGUGUGCCGGUUUAGCAAGUGAAAUGGUUCGACCGGUGGUACAUAUCGGUUUGUGCCGGUUCAUGCCGGUUAAUAUUACAAAUAAUUUACAAAUACUCAUAUUUAAGCACAACAUUUAACGUCAAUACCUAAAUAUUUGUACUUGAAUCCAACAAAUAGCAUCAACAUUUAACUUUUUUAACACAUAAAAUAAAUAAUAAAUUACUUUUAUCAAAUAAAUUCACUAAUAUAAGAUCAUUUUACUUAGAGAUUCGUAUAUCGAUCAUGCCGGUCAUACCGGUGGUGUCAUACCGAUUUUAUGACCGGUACAGGUUCAACCAGUGGCACGCUGGCCGGCGUGACAACCAUGGUGACAAGAGAUUUCACUCUCUUUCAAAAUACAAACAAACCAUAUAAUACCAAAUACCUUCACCUCUACUCUAUAGCUAGCUGCUACCAAUAAGCCACAAGAACAAACCCAAAUUUCCCUACUUCUUCAUCUCUCUUCUUAAAGCAAUCUACCCCUUCUUUUUUCUUUAUUGAACUCCACCAAGAGCUAAGAACAGGGUAGCCGCCAUGAUUUGCUUUACCGGGAAGAAGAAAUGCAGCAGUGCUAAAGAAGGAGAGAGAGUGAAGCUACUGGAAGAGGAGUUGGAAGCAAUCAUGUACGACAGAGAGAAACAGAGCAAAGCCUAUGAGAGGGAUUUCAUGGUUUUCGCAUUCAAGGAAGCAGAGUGGAAGCAAGAGAAGAGGAAGCUCGAGGAGGAAGUCAAGAGGCUGAAGAAGCUUGUGGAAGAGAAAGAAGAGAUAGAAUGUAAUAAUGCAGAUUGGCAACUCGCAGCUGGGACUGCCACUAACUUGUUGCUGCAGCAAAUGAGGGAGGAAAGGGCACUCAGAGAUGCAGCUGCUGAUAAAUGGAAGAAGCUCUACCUUGAUAUCAAAUCCGAGCUUGAUGAUCUCAUUCAGAACACUCAUCCUGCUGGAGGUGGAUUGAUGUGCCGCAGAGCAGCAGAGGAAGAAGAAAACUUGAUGAUACAGGAGCUGAAGAUGGAACUGAAGUUGAAGGAAGAGACGAUAGACGAUCUGAAAGCGAGACUCGUCGCGGCGGAGCGGGGAGAGUUCAACAGGGCACGGGAGGCAGACAUUCUGCGGCAGAGUUUGAGAAUCGUCGGCAGCAGGAACAAGAACAAGAAGCCUUCCACCAGCUUCGUCCUCGGCGGUAAAGGUAAACCCAACUUCUCAUUCGUCAAACGGGUGGUGAAAGUACGUAGCAGCGGAUUAGGAGCAUAAUUGUUACAGCAGAAUUAAUGAAGACGAUGAUCAUUCAUCAAUGUAUAGAAGGACAGCAAGUGCAUAAUGAUAAUGGUGAUUCUGCAGUAAUUGCUGCUGUGGUUUAGUUUUUCGCCAAAUGGAAACAUUCAAAGUGUGGAAUGAAGUUAUGAUAUGCUGGACCACAACUAAGAGUUAAAAGAAGUGACCUGCAAGAGAACAGUUAUGGCCGGAGCCCACGCACUUUUAGUGGCAGAGAGCAGUGAAUGUGAUGAACAAAAUGAUAAAAAGGCUGAUAGUAGACCUUAAAGUUACUUAGAAAGUAUUAGGGGGGUGUACGAUGGGUCGGGUGGAUCGGGUUAAUCCGCUAUUUUCGUGAUAGAUACAGAUACAAGUUUAUGGUAACUUCAAUGCACAAUGCGUAGAGAAGCAGGAUCGAAUCGUCAAUGCAGCAAUUUGGUUACGGAUUAUGGGAAGAAGAUUGGAGAAUUACGGUGGAACCAUUGAAUCAACCGGAGAAGGAGGAGGAGAAUUACUUACCAUGAGUCCAUGACCAGAUUUUGGUAACCUAAUACAACCAAUCAAGUGAUACUAUCACA